Molecule: messenger RNA, 2361 nt
Organism: Helicoverpa zea (corn earworm)
Lineage: Eukaryota; Metazoa; Arthropoda; Insecta; Lepidoptera; Noctuidae
Product: adenosine deaminase 2-like
Exons: 1
Coding region: 55-1602 (515 amino acids)
Biological process (GO): adenosine catabolic process; inosine biosynthetic process
Molecular function (GO): adenosine deaminase activity
Source: RefSeq, a predicted model, not a curated record
AGUGGCGGCCGAGGCGCGAACACUUACCGACCAAGUGGCCACGAACCCGCAGACAUGUACAAACUGACCGCUUACACUAUCGCGUGUCUCCUUAUCUCGCUCGACGCACGAUCCGUUCCAGACAAUUACAAUGAAGAAAGAAGAGCUUUAUUAGACGAAGAGACGAUAACAGCAGUAGGAGGAAGAAUAAAUUUAAACGAAGAUGAAAACAAAGCAAAUGAUGUACUAAUGAGAUGGAAGAUGAGAGAACUCAACGAUUCCUACAUCAAUCCACAGCAUUUCAAUUUCUCCAAACACUACUUUUCCUACAAGAAAGAUAUAGAAGACUCGAAGGUGUAUCAAAUAAUCAGGCGCAUGCCGAAGGGUGCAGUGUUACACGUACAUAGUUCUCUUAUGUUACACGCGGAUAUGUUAGUGAAAUUGACGUAUGAAGAUCACUUGUACGCCUGUCACACUUACGAUGAUUUAAAAUUACAAUUCUCGGAGACGACCCCAGAGCGACCUUGUCAAUCUAAGUGGACUCUUGUUAGUGAUAUGAGGAAUUCUUCCGGAGAUCCAGCCGCUUUUGAUUCACAAUUGAAGAAGUAUUUCACACUGUAUCGCGAAGAUGGAGAGGACUUUAAUUUUGUUGACAUCAACACAGUUUGGCAAAGAUUCAACAAAGUUUAUUACGUCAUAAAAUCUUUGAUCUCUUAUAGACCGGUUAGAGAGAAAUACUGGUAUGCAACACUGGAACAGUUCUACAACGAUAACGUUAUGUAUAUAGAAGUUCGUACAGGCUUACACGGCCUAUACGAGUUGGAUGGCACACAGCACGACAAGAAAUAUUUAGUGGAACUCUUCAAGAAUGUAACUAACAAGUUUAUCGAAGAUCAUCCUGACUUUAUUGGAGUGAAACUGAUUGUAACAAAACAUAGGGCUCUUAGCAUCAAUCAAGUGUUUGAUGCUCUAAAUCUGACGAGAGCAGUUAAAGCUGAAAUGCCUGAUAUGAUAGCAGGGUUUGAUCUUGUCGGUCAGGAAGACAUAGGAAGGCCAUUGACAGAUUUCCUUCCUGUACUGUCGGAGGCUAGAAACGACAUAAACUUCUAUCUACAUGCUGGAGAAACUGCCUGGUUAGGAACAUCAGCUGACGAGAACUUAGUGGAUGCUAUUCUUCUAGGCUCAAAGAGAAUAGGACACGGGUACGCUUUAACAAAGCACCCGAGUCUGAUGUCUGCUGUGAUCAAAAAAGACAUUGCUUUGGAAGUGAAUGUGAUAUCAAAUGUGGUGUUAUCGUUAGUGCACGAUGUGAGAAAUCAUCCCUUGGCUUCAUACCUAGCUAUGGGACUCCCUGUGGUGCUGAGCAGUGAUGAUCCAGGAGCUUGGAGCGCAAGACCUUUAACUGAUGACUUCUUCGUAGCUUUCAUGGGAAUCGCAAGUCAACGUGCAGACUUGAGGAUGCUUAAACAACUUGCUUUAAAUUCCAUAACUUAUAGUGCUUUGGAAGAUGAAGGUAAAGAGAGACUUUUCAAAGUUUUUAGUAAGAGAUGGGAUACGUUUGUAAAGGAUAUCAUUUCUGAUAAAUCUUUGUCAGAGAUAGAUUUUGACCGUAAUGUUGAUUGAGUGUACCUAUUGCGAGUGUGAAAGAUUAUCGAUAAUAUUUUGAAAUAAUAAGUUGUAGAUCUUUUGAAAAUGAUAGGCAAAUAAUUGUCUCAUAGAAAGACUUUCAAGAAGCCUUCGAUUCGUGUAACGUGAAGUUAGAAAAUUAUAUAGGUAAAGAGUUGUGUAUUUUGUGAUGUUAGGCUAAAAGUGUUGCCUUUAGUUUCUUAAUACGUACUAUUGUUUGCUUAAUUAUAGACUUUAUUAGUGUCAGCUUAAGAUUGUAAACAGAUUUCUCCGUGGAGAAGGUGUCGAAAAUCGUUUGAGCUAGAACUAUUUUCUUUAGAAAUUCAAAGUGCUUGAAUGAAUAUCGCUAAACUCCGACUGUUUUAGUUUAAGGCAGAUUUUAUUUUUAAUGUUUAUAAGAUAUAAGAUAGUUUAAGUUAAAACACGUAAGUAUGUCUAAUGUAAUUAUUUUAAUUAUAAUUUAUUAGGUACUAGCUUUUGCCCGCGGCUUCGCUCCCGUCAACUGACUUCUCUACUUUACCCUAUUCUUUUCCUUUCAUAAGAACCUUCUCCUGACAAUAACAAACACAACAAAAAAAGAAUUAGCCAAAUUGGUCUAGGCGUUGUUGAGUUAUGCUCUUACCAACACAUUUUGCGAUUCAUUUUUAUAUUAUAGAUUAUGCCUAUAAGGAAAAAGACGACGCAAUGCAAUGACCUAUAAUGCAAAAUAUAAUUAUUUAUCACCCAGUUUAUUUUAUAAUAAAUGAGAUGCUGUCA